AUGAAAUUUAUUAAUAUUUUAGUGUGCUGGCUUCUAAAAUAUAUUAGCAAAUUAUCAUCUAAAAAGGUUACUGGAACGGUUUUAUCAACAUUAACACUUGUAGGUGGUGGAACUUUUGCAUAUUCACUUUAUAAAAAUGAAUAUGAAUUGUCAAAUAUUGGUUUGAUUAGAUUUUCUAGAGCUGGAGUUGUUGCUUUCAAAGUUUUUAGUGAUUACAAAAUUAGUUUAUAUGGAGUGGAAAGAAAUACAGAGGAUUAUAAUCAGAGGAUCAAGGAAGCUCACAAAAGAUCAGCAGAAAAAAUAUUAAAAUUAUGUCAAUUAAAUGGUGGUACAUUUAUUAAAAUGGGGCAAUUAAUAGCAGUGAUGGAAUAUUUAAUUCCAUAUGAGUAUACCUCUACAUUAUGUCAAUUAUUUUCUUCUGCUCCCAUAACUGAAUUUGAAGAUGUCAAAAAGAUGAUUGAAAGUAAUUUAAAAAAACCAAUGGAUGAGAUAUUUAGUUCAUUUGAAUGUGAACCUGUAGGAUCAGCAUCUCUUGGUCAGGUACAUAUAGGAGUUUUAAAAGAAACUUCUGAAAAAGUUGCUGUUAAAGUACAACAUCCAAAAGUUUUAUUAAGAAGUUCAGUUGAUUUAAAAACAAUGGAAUUAUUUGCUACUAUAGCAGGAAAAUUAUUUCCAGAAUUUAAUUUAAUGUGGUUAGUUGAUGAGACAAAACGUAAUCUUCCAAAAGAAUUAGAUUUUUUACAUGAAGCAAAGAAUGCAGAUACUGUUAGGAGAAUGUUUAGUCAUUUAACAUAUUUAAAAAUUCCUGAAAUAAAAUAUGACUAUAGUACUAGUCAAAUAUUAACUAUGGAGUAUUGUGAAGGUAAACAGAUAAAUGAUGUUGAAUAUUUAAAAAGAGAAAAUAUCAAUGUUCAUGAUCUUUGUUCAAAAAUUGGUAGAUUAUUUAGUGAAAUGAUAUUUUCUAAAGGAUACAUUCAUGCUGAUCCACAUCCAGGAAAUUUAUUAGUUUAUAAAGAUAAAAAAACUGGAGCAGUACAGUUAGUUUUACUAGAUCAUGGAUUGUACUCAACAUUAAAGGAUAACUUUCGUGUUUUGUAUUCUGAAUUAUGGUUAGCUUUACUUAAACCCGAUUUAGAUGAAGUUAAAAGAGUAUCAACACAAAUGGGUGUUGGUGAUUUACAUGAUUUAUUUGCAUGUAUGAUUACAAUGAGAAGUUGGGAUUCUAUUCAACAAGGAAUAAAGACCAAAAAAAAAGAUGAUGAGGAGGUAGAACAUAUUAAGGAAUAUGCUUCGAAACUUGCUACAAAAAUUAAUGAAAUUCUUAUAAAUAUGCCCCGUGAAAUGUUACUUAUUCUUAAAACUAAUGAUUUGAUUCGUAGUAUUGAAUAUAAAUUAGGUGUUUCAAGUAGAGAAGAUAGUUUUAUUGAAAUGGCAAGAUUUUGUACAAAAAGUAAUUGUCAAGAUGGUAUGAACUUAAAAAAUAAAGCUGUAACAAGAUGGAAAAAUUAUGCUUCUGAAUUUUUUACUGAUGAACAGACUAUUGGAAUGUUUGAUAUGGCAGUAGAAAUGGCAUAUAAUGGUAGUAAUGUUAGUGAUAUUGGUAAUUCAAUAACAAAUUAUUUAAUGAGUGAAGCAACACCUAGCCAAUUUUCAAAAGUUACUUCAUUUGGAUUAGGAUUACCAUUUUAUUACAGUGGUGGAAUAUCAGGAUUUAUAGAUCUUACUUCAACACACCUUUCUAACAAUUUAUCACCUUUUUGUAAACAAAUGCAAAUUGAAUUACUUAAAAUGAAAGAUGAAGGAAAAGAUAAACAAUAUAUUUAUAAUCAAGGAUAUUACAUGGCUCUUAAUAUGUUUACACCUUCCAAGAUUGAAGGCAUAAUGUGUAGACUUAAAAAAAGAUUUACACCUGCUGUAUGGACUAAAAUUUAUUCAAAUAUUGUAAAAUUUAAUUUUAUCAAAAUAAGCUUAUAUGAUGCUAAUUGUGUUUAA
This is a messenger RNA of Strongyloides ratti, 1992 nucleotides long. Its product is annotated as Serine/threonine-/dual specificity protein kinase, catalytic domain and UbiB domain and Protein kinase-like domain-containing protein. The coding region runs from base 1 to 1992 and encodes 663 amino acids. Gene Ontology annotation, biological process: lipid homeostasis; protein phosphorylation; mitochondrion organization. Gene Ontology annotation, molecular function: protein kinase activity; ATP binding. The transcript has 5 exons. The record is from RefSeq and is a predicted model, not a curated record. Lineage: Eukaryota; Metazoa; Nematoda; Chromadorea; Rhabditida; Strongyloididae. Gene Ontology annotation, cellular component: mitochondrial inner membrane.